Molecule: messenger RNA, 2676 nt
Organism: Styela clava
Lineage: Eukaryota; Metazoa; Chordata; Ascidiacea; Stolidobranchia; Styelidae
Product: corticotropin-releasing factor receptor 2-like
Biological process (GO): cell surface receptor signaling pathway; adenylate cyclase-modulating G protein-coupled receptor signaling pathway
Cellular component (GO): plasma membrane
Molecular function (GO): G protein-coupled peptide receptor activity; peptide hormone binding
Source: RefSeq, a predicted model, not a curated record
CACUUCGCCGGUUUCGGGCGAGAGAAGCGAUCACCGACGCUAUAUUUGCUCCGUGUGAUUUUUCUUUGAACUUCGUGUUGGUAAUCGUUAGAUUAGGGUCACAGUGCCUAUUGGUCAAACAACUGACAUGCGAUUUUUUGCUUCGAUACAGUUUAUCUAAUUAGGUUCAAAUGUUUGAUACUUUUGGUCCGAUAAGAAUCUGUUCAAUGGCGGUCGAGGAUAUGAAGAAAUACACGCUGCUGGUUUUUAUUUGGCAGUUUGCUGCAGGAACUACGACGCCGCCUCCAUCGUUUGACGAUGUUCCAAACAAAAACGCUAGUACUCUUUCUUCAGUAAAACCUUUGUUAACCAGUUUAAAGUUGUUAGAAAUCACAUCGACACAACAACAUGACGUCACCAAAUCAACCACAGAUAAAUUGUUUUCUACAUGUGCUCAACUGAGGGAAAGAUUUCACGGAGUGUCGAACGAUUUGAUAGAACAGAUUGUACUGAACAACAUGGAGACAACUCGUGAAGCUUGCAUUCUUUUAUUUAUAUGUCGACUUCAACGGUCGCAGGAAAACAAAUGUGGAGUAUACGUUGAUGGAAUUGGAACAUGUUAUUUUCCUACCAAGAGUGGAGAAACCGCAAGCACAAGCUGUCCAGCUUCUAUUUCUGGAAUUGCGUAUGAUAUAAGCAAGAAUGUUACAAGAUAUUGCGAUGUGAACGGAACAUGGGAAGCAAGGUCGAAUUAUUCAGAAUGCAAACCUCUUAAUAUGGAUUCAAUGUGCAGUACAUUCCAGGAGGACUCUCAAGACCAAGAAAUAGAUGUCGAAGCAUGCAAAUCUCAUUUGUACAAUUUGCGUAUUAUAUCUUACGUUGGAAGAGGAUUGGCGCUCUUUACACUUGUCAUUGCAUUUGUUUUGUUUUGGAUACUCAGGAGCAUCCGAUGUUGGAGAAACAUCAUUCACUGGAAUUUGGUUGCAUCUUUUAUACUUCGAAAUAUUUUCUGGAUACUGCUACAUUUAUUUAUAAGUUAUCAAUCAAGACAAAGUAACGCCGUAUUUUGUCGUAUAUUGGUGACAAUAUUCAAUUACACACAAGCAACCAACUACUUUUGGAUGUUUGUUGAAGGGCUAUACUUACAUAUGAUGGUCGUGCUAGCUUAUUCAUAUGACAGAAUAAAACUUGGAGUCUAUCUCGCGAUAGGAUGGGGUUUACCGGUUCCACUAACACUACUUUGGGCAAUUCUGAAAUACAAAAAAGAAGAUACUAUGUGUUGGAUGCCAAAUAAAGAUUUGGAAAAGAUGGUUGAUUACUUUUUGCAAAUACCCAUUAUAAUUAUAUUAUUGGUCAACGCAAUCAUUCUGGGCAACGUGGUGCGGAUACUAUUCACAAAACUUCGAGCCGGAUAUGUAUCCGGCGGAAUAACCGGAGAAGCUGCGCAAUACACCAAAGCUGUCAAAGCAGCAGUUUUCUUGUUUCCACUUCUCGGAGUAACCUACGUGAUAUUUUUCGUUAGUCCGCCAGCUGAAUCUUCAGGAGAAAUUGUAUUUCUUUAUUUCAACACAUUCAUGCAGUCAUUCCAGGGUUUCUUUGUUUGUUUAAUAUACUGUUUUGCAAACAACGAAAUUCAACGAGCUUUGAUGAAAAAGGUCAAUUCGUGGAAAUGGCAAAUCAAUUUCCCGUGCUGUUUCUGGCAGAAAAGAGAAAUUGGAAUGAAUCGUCGUGCAUCGAGUGUUUCUCUAAGUCGAACAAACAACACAUUGGUGACGCUGAGAAUUCGUGACACCCGCGAGGGACGGAACUCGAUCGCAAAAUGGGACCGUGAUUCGGAUCCCAUGACAUCGCCCAACAACCACGAAGAGAUGGUGGGGAUUGAUGACGUCUCCUUGACGCCACCACGUUUGAAUCAGUCAGAAGGGGACGGAAAGGAGACAAAUCGGUUCAAUAUGAAUUCAGCAGCUGUAGACAUCGAAGCCAGUGAUCAGCCAUUGGUAGGGUUCAAUUCAACAAGCGACUCUGUGCUGUAAUGAUAUGCUUCACACAACGAUGACUAAAGACUUACUGACUAUGGUAGUUUCUUACUCGUUUUGGGAUUCAAUUCAACUUUGGUAUAAUUUCAUAAGUGAUUCAUCUCUUUGAAUACGAUAUGUUCCACACGCACUCGAAGUACAUUAAUAUGUAUUUAUAUAUAUGUGAAUAUUUUUGCUACAAUUCGUGACUUUAUUUCUGUACAUGAACGACACACGAAUGAGACAUUGAAUGUUUGAGUGUUACCUAUUUAGUUUAAUUCAUUAUCAAAACUCGGACAGUGCAUCAGCGACAAAGAUUAUGCAACGAUAUAUUAACUAGGUAUGUGUGAGAAACAUCAUUAUGUAAACAUUCUGGCUUUCUAAUUUGACGAAGGUGCAUUCAUAGACGAGCAGUUGUAUUUAUUAUAUCAGUUUUUUGAUGUGUUGGAUAUUUUUUUUCACAUUUUAUACUAAAACGUUAGAAUUUCACGUCAUAUUUCCUUAUUAAUGUUUUGUUUUUAUGACUUGUAACGUUUGUUACAGUUUUAGCUACAUACCAAUACUGUACCGGAACGACCGUUUGAUAAGAUUAUCAGAAUAUAAGAUACCGUUUACAAUAACAUGGUUGAUUUCUAAGAAAAUCGAAUUAUAUUUAUGCCGUGAAACAAACAAGUAACAAACA